Molecule: messenger RNA, 560 nt
Organism: Salvelinus namaycush (lake trout)
Lineage: Eukaryota; Metazoa; Chordata; Actinopteri; Salmoniformes; Salmonidae
Product: rab-3A-interacting protein-like
Exons: 3
Source: RefSeq, a predicted model, not a curated record
GUUGGAGGUCUAUCCUGACUGAAGAGGAGACCCACUACACACACAAUCACAUCAUCAGCUUUUAAAUACACACACAUUCAUCAUCAUGGGAGGUAUAUGAUGACUGUAGCUGCAGGGCUAUGGCCAGCGAACCCCUCGAAGGCUUCCAUGAGGUCAACUUGGCGUCACCCACCACCCCUGACCUCCACGGAUUGACCUCCGACACCAGACCCCAAUGUCACAGCGCCCCUUCCAGCGCCCUGUACCGUACACCCUCCCUCAGCUCCAGCCCCUGCCCCCCCAACGCCCUGCGAGCCGACCAGCUGCCCACCCAGCCCAUCUACUCUGCUCCUAGGCUACUGGGCAGCACAGAACCCCACAAUGGAAGCGUUCCGGGGUUGGAACCCCCCGUCCGGUCAGAGGCGGAGUCAGCAGAGGGGGUGUUCCUGUCUGGAGAGGAAGGGGAGGAGUCUCUGGGUCUGACCAAUGACAGCCUGUCCCGCCUCCGCAGCCCCUCAGUCAUGGAGAUCAGAGAGAAAGCCAAUGAGAGACUAAAGGAGGAGCUAGCCAAGGCACAGAGG